AAACCGCCCAUAAAUUAAACAGCCGCAUUCUCUUACCACUUUUGUCAUGGGACAAAAAGCCCUCUUUAUUUCAUCUCAUCCUCUCCCACACGUUAAUUUCAUCACUUUUCCUUUCUUACAUAUAGAGUAUUUCCCCAAUCUUGUUUUCUGCUUGUAAAAAACAUUCUGAUUUCCAUUAAUUUCUUCCAAAUAAUAUAGAAUUAAAAAUGGAUGAAAUCGAUAUACCUCAGUAUUUCCUCUGCCCCAUAUCACUCCAGAUCAUGAAAGACCCCGUCACCACCGUCACCGGCAUCACCUACGACCGCGACAGCAUCGAGCAGUGGCUUUCGACGGCUGAGGCCUCCUCCGCUGCCGCAGUGUGCCCAGUUACUAAGCUGCCGCUGUCCAAAUCCGCCGGUUUGACUCCCAACCACAUGCUCCGGCGGCUUAUUCAGGCGUGGUGCGUCGCCAAUGUGAAGAGCGGGAUCGAUAGGAUCCCGACUCCGAAGUCCCCCCUCCACCGCUCCGCAGUGAUCAAGCUCAUCCGCGGUGCGGGAAGCCGCCGGAGCCGAGCGGAGAAUCUCGAGGCGCUGAGGAAAUUGGAGGAGCUCGCUGGCGACGACGGCGGCAAGAAUCAGCAGUGCAUGGCGGAGGCCGGCACCGGCAAAUCGAUGAUUUCUUAUGUGAUGAGAUGUUUCGACGACGGCGAUUUCGCCGGCGUGGACCGUGCGCUGAGAAUCCUGCGGCUGACUUGGUCCCCCACUGCGGAGAACAAGCAGAUCGUUGAAGAAAAAAACCCUCAAUUUUUACAAUCGAUUCUGUGGAUUUUGAACGGCAGAUUAGAAAAUUCGGCGAAGGCAGAUGCCUUAGUUGUACUAAAAAACGCCAUAGAAGUUGCGAGUUCGGUUUUUUUGGAGAAAUUGAAGCCGUCUUUCUUCAAAGAGAUGGUGAGAAUUUUGAGGACGCAGACGGCGGCGAGGGCGGUUCUGAAAAUUCUGAUCCGGACUUGCCCGGCGGGCAGGAACAGGACGAAGAUAAUCGAGACGGGGGCGGUUUUCGAGCUGAUCGAGAUGGAGCUGGGCAGCCCGGAGACGAAGACGACGGAGUUGAUAUUCUGCCUGCUGGCGCAGCUGUGCUCGUGCGCCGACGGCCGGCAGCAGUUUCUGCAACACGCCGGAGGCGUGGGGUUGGUGGCGAAGAGGCUGCUGCGGGUGUCGCCGACGACGAACGACCGGGCGAUGCGUAUAUACGAGUCGAUCGCGCGAUUCUCGGCCACGAGGGCGGUGGUGGCGGAGAUGCUGACAGUCGGCGGCGUGACGAAGCUGUGCAUGAUUCUGCAGGCGGAUUGCGAUGUGUAUUUGAAGAAGAAAGCGAGGGAGAUUUUGAAGCUGCAUUCCAAGGCGUGGAGCAAUUCGCCUUGCAUACAGCUUUACCUCUUGACGAGGCGAGACCUCUGCACCACAUAAAGGUGGGAAAUAUCUACAUCGCACGUAGGCGUGACCACUACACUACAUAAAGGUGGAAAAACUACACCGCACGCAGACGAGAUUGAACUCAAGACCCUCACAAAGGUGAGUCUUUGGGCGCCUCAACUUUGCCACUUGAACUAGCCUCAUUGGCUUCAACAUCAAUUUUUUUUAGGAAUGCUUUUUCGACAUCAUUAAAAACCA
Messenger RNA from Salvia miltiorrhiza (redroot sage), 1649 nucleotides. Its product is annotated as E3 ubiquitin-protein ligase PUB24-like. Lineage: Eukaryota; Viridiplantae; Streptophyta; Magnoliopsida; Lamiales; Lamiaceae. The record is from RefSeq and is a predicted model, not a curated record. Gene Ontology annotation, molecular function: ubiquitin protein ligase activity. Bases 207 to 1445 code for a protein of 412 amino acids. The transcript has 2 exons. Gene Ontology annotation, biological process: protein ubiquitination.